Podarcis lilfordi (Lilford's wall lizard) is the source of this 33409-nucleotide messenger RNA. Lineage: Eukaryota; Metazoa; Chordata; Lepidosauria; Squamata; Lacertidae. The record is from the annotation of a GenBank genome assembly.
AGGUUCGGCUGCGCUCUCGGCUCAGCUAGUUCCUGGUCUGACUCUUAGGCCCUGCCUGGGCGACAGGACAGCGGGGGAGCUGCCGUGGGCGAGUAACUGCUCGCGGGGGAGCGGCGGGUGGGGGAAGGGAGCCGGAGAGAUGCUGCCCGGAGUGUAGCCGCCGCCGCAGCAGCAGCGCCGCCGCCGCCACCAUCAUGAUCAUAGAGAACGUGGACGCGCUCAAAUCCUGGCUGGCCAAGUUGCUGGAGCCAAUGUGAGUGCGGCGGGGGCUGGUUGUGGGGAGUGGAGGAGGAGGUCGAGGGGCAGCGGCGGCGGGGCGGCGGUGGAGGCCUUCCCAUGUGGGAGAAGGGAGCCGAGGGGUGAGAGGCAACCGAGGGAAGGGGGGGCCGAGCCGGGGAAGAGGAGUUACGUGUAUGUGGGGGCUCCUUGCUAAAGAGUCAGUGGGGUGAAUGAAUAGGUGAGGGGGGGUCGGUACUGGUAAAAUGCCUCAAGUCCUGGGGUACAUGUGCGGGGAUGGGCUUCGUACCAGGAGGCGGCGGCGGCAAGGGGAUUCGUGAAGAGCUGCUGUGGGUCGGCAGGGGGUGCGGGGCAACUGGCGUCAACUAGGGGUGUGCCUCAGGAACGAGGUUAAGGUUAUAAGUGGUUAUGGGGCGGGGAGGCCGCUGAGGGGCCGCGUGAGGAAGUUGGUUGUUUGGGUGGGGGACACACACACACACACACACGGAAAGAGUAGGUGCUGAGGUUAUUGGGCUAUGCAGGGUGCUGCUUUCUGUCUUCUGCACUUGCUCGUAGUUCUUCCAAACUGUAAUCUGGUGACUAAUUGUUUUCUAAUGCAUAGCUACCACAGUAUAUAUCACUUUAACAAAACCAGGGGAACUACUCUUCAGAGCAGCUCCUUGAAAAUUAAAACAUGCAGCAUUAGGCCAAGUGUGCCUUACUGCAGGAGUGCGACAGUGGAGACAAAAUGUUGCCCCGUCCUGUGUUCAUCCCUUUGUCAUAACAUCUGAAAUGUUGGGGGGUUGAUAAGUUGUUUGUUAGGGCAGUUAAAAAGAGCACUUCAGACGGAAGAGGGCAAUCUUGAUUGUGUUUUUAUUUUUAGUUGCAAGCUUUUGGUUGUAAGUUGCUUUGGGUUUCCUUGGGCUGCUUACCCAGGGUCUGUGUUUACUUUUUGGAACAGUGUUUACUUUUUGGCACAGUGGAGACUGUGGUGUCUUUAUAAUAUAUGUGAGCCUCCCAUUUGGAGGGGUUCACAGCAACCCUCCACAAAAGCCUUGCUAUCUCCCAUAUCUGCAGUUGUCAAAGUGGCCCAUGGGAGUAGGGGAGUUUUGGACCACUGUUAAGAUAGUUAUCCAUCCUUGAUAUAUACUGAGAGUUUGACAUUGUUGCUUAAUAAGCUGGUGUUUUGUCAAGCUGACACUUAAAUUCUGAGUGUAUAUCACUGCAUCAGUGAUAAGCAGGCAGAGACACUAGACGGAAAUCUUAUAUUAUAUAUAUUUUUGCAGUUGGUCUGUUAAUUGUCUUUUUGGCCCAGGAGCUAACAUGUCAACUUCCCUGCACUUAACUAUGGAAGCAAGUACUCUACACUAAACUAUUAGCUUGAAUUGAUAUGUGACUUAAGUUUAAAGUUCUGAACAGAGAGUUAAGACUACAGACACUCUUGAAUAUGCCAAGAGUGAGUUAAAACUAAACUUGAACUACCUUGUUGUAAAUAGACAGAGUACAUUUCUGUCUCAUUUGUAUAAUCUUAAUGUGUACUUCUCUGCUGCAUAGAGUUGUGAAGCAUUAAUUUUCAAAUGCCUGCCCAGUUCCUUGAAGACAUUUCAAGUGCUAAUUAUACUGCCUUUGUGUUGGCUUUUUGUUGGCUUUAAUAUGCAUUUCCUAUUUCAACUACUACAAAAUUCUGAUUUAUUAUUAAACAAUAAAGAAGUAGCAAUUUCACAUUUGCAUUUCUGGGCAAUUUUGGCAUUUAAUCCAUAAUUACAGACUUGCAUAAUUAUGACCAUGAAAAGUUCCUAAAUUCUUUACUGUGGUUGGGAUUCACCUAGCAAACUCUAUGAGUGAAAGUCCUAGGCAAGGGCUUCUGUUUGUGCAAUGGGGCUUCCCCACUCUCCUCCCCCUGCUUGCCCCCUGAAAUUGGCUCAGAAGGGUUAGGAGUACCCCUAGUACAGGGGUGGGGGUAGAAUAAAUCGUUCCUUCUGGCUACUGGAUAAGCUUGUGCAGAUUGAAUGUUUAUCAUAGCGCAACAUUAAAUUUCACCCAGUAUAUUUAGUUGUGCAUAGUAGUUUCUGGGCAAACCAUUUUGGUUAAUCUGCUAAAUUACAUAUUUGGUUAAUAUUGAUAGUUGUUGGAGUUAUGCUUGCAGUCACAGCUGUAUGUAAAUACAGUUGCUGAAACCUAGUUUUGAAUAUUAUGUCCUUGUUAGAUCAACAUGCAUUUUUUCAGCCCUGGUUUCAGAACUGGUCAUAAAAACAUGCUUCAUUUAACAUACGAAAAGUAGAAAAAUGCCUCUAACUUACCGUAUGUUUUAGAUUUCUUGAAUAUCUACAGCUACCUUAUACUGAGCCAGAUCCUUUGGUCCAUCUCACAUUAUUGUUGAGUUGGCUGUCUUGAGUCUCAUGCCGGGGUCCCAUCUAGACUUUAACUGGAGUCUCCAGGCAUUAAACUGAUACUCUUUGCAGGCCAAUCAUAUGUCGUACCAUUUUGCUAUGGCCCAGUUGCCCAGGUAAUUAAGCCAUUUGUGGUUCAGCAUCCAGGAGCAAAGAGGAAGUGUUUAAUUCAGCUGAAUUAAAAACCUCAGAAAGGACACUUUGAGGGUAGAAUAGUGAUUAUUUGCUCAACUGUGGAAAUCAGAAUUGGGGAGAGCCCUGCUGCAGUCAUGCCCUGCUUGCUUCUCAUAUGGGUUAUAAUUUAAUUAGGAGGUUUCAUGCCUGUCUAGUUCUGUGCUCCCUUUCCCAACCUUUAAUCUAUUGGUGAUUAAUGUAAUCUUUGCUUUGUACUUGUGUUAACCAAUCAGCAAUAAGCACAUAUGUGGCAAAUGCUGUAAGAUUCAAUAAAAGGGACUCUCCGAGACUUGCUCGAGAGAUGCCUCCCGUAUGACACCUUGCCAUUCGUCUGUCGCUUAUUUCAACCCAACAGUUGGCCAUGGUGAAAACAGGGAAUUGGACUAGAUGGACCUUUGGCAUGAUCAAGCAGGGCUCUUUUAUGUUCUUAGUUCUUCCACAGAGCUGUCAAAAUCAUACCAAGUAGUAGGUUUGCUUGUUUGUUUGUAUAGCAUUUGUUCAACAUAAUUUCUAUUUUUGUAUCAAUUCUAUUUUUGUAUCGAGCACUAGUUAAAUUAAAACAAUAGCAAGAUGUUCUAUCCACCCUUGAAUUAGAAGACUUCAUUCUAAGGCUCUGAGCCUAAGCAUAUGUACUUGGAAGCAUGGCCCACUAAAAUUUGUGGGACAUGCUACUUAAUAAUGAGGGGAGGUAUUCAUGCUUAAUGACAUGUUUUCACUGAAGAGGAAUCCAUUGUAAUGCUUCAUUGUGUAUUAGACUCAUAAUGCUGUAAGUUACAUAACGAUAGCAGUAUUUUUUUCCUUAGAUGUGAUGCCGAUCCAUCAGCCUUGGCUAACUAUGUUGUGGCAUUGGUCAAAAAAGAUAAACCAGAAAAAGAACUGAAGGCUUUCUGCGCUGAUCAGCUAGAUGUCUUUCUGCAAAAAGGUACUGCUGUGAUUUUUAUUUUAUUUUAUUUUAUUUCUUGCUAAUGGCAGGGUUUUGUGAAUAUGGUGGUAGGAAACUUUAGGUAGGAGACCUGGAGAUAGAAUCAUGGAUUUGUAGAGUCUGAAGGGACCCCCAAGGGUCACCUAGAUGGAGCUUAAUUAUAUGAUAGCAGCUCCAACUGUAUAAACUUCUCAGUAAAACAAUUGUACUGUACUCAUAAAGGAACUUUGCCUAUUUACAAUUAAGCAGUAUAUAAGAGUGUGAAACAUCCCCCCCCCCCCCCGGUCACAGAUAGUUUUAACUUCUGUGCACAAUUACUGGAGAAAUACAUCUUUACAUUGGCCAAAGAGUAUCCAUAUUAACUUAUGAAGACAAAAAAAUAGAAGUAACUAGAGCACAAUUUUAUUACGGCACAAACCAGUUCAUCUCUAAGUUAGUGUAGCAUGUGUUAGCUAUGAAAUACAAAUAUGAAUCACAAAGUGUUUGAACAUAAGCCGCAAAACAUUGGCUGCAUUUCAGUGUAAUACUAAACCAUAGUUUAGCACUGACUAAAAUGUAAUUAGAUUAAUUACAGUUUAGUGAGUUGUCUGAACCAUAGACUGGUUGAUCUUAACUAUGGUGAAAGCUCACAAACUAUAGUUGGCUCGCUUCCAAGAAGGUUGUAGAGGAUGCUUAUGAUCCUGUUCUUGGGCCUGGCAGGUGCAAAGCCAAAAUAAAUUAUAUGCUCCUAACUAUGGGGCUGAUGAGGAGGCAGCAUUCAUCUUCACCGCUGCUUUGGAACUCCAGGAUUGGAAGGAAUCGUCAAGCUCCAUUUGCUUACACCAACACUUACACCAUCUUUUUCUGUACACAAAACGAUUAACCAAUAGGUUUUAAUGCAUUUUUGAGAACAUAUGGCAUAGAUCCAAAGGGCUAGUUUAGGUAGAGGACAACACCAUACAAGAGUGUACAGUGGUGCCCCGCAAGACGAAAAACUCACAAGACGAAAGGGUUUUGCGUUUUUUGAGUCGUUCCGCAAGAUGAAUUUCCCUAUGGGCUUGCUUCGCAAGACGAAACGUCUUGCGAGUUCUUGCGAGUUUGUUUCCUUUUUCUUAAAGCCGCUAAGCUGUUAAUAGCCGCUAAUAGCCGCUAAGCCGCUAAUAGCCGUGCUUCGCAAGAUGAAAAAACCACAAGACGAAGAGACUCGCGGAACAGAUUAAUUUCGUCUUGCGAGGCACCACUGUACUUUUGUGGAACAUUUCAUUUCCUUCAAAUGGUAGACCUCCGUGUCACGUGGCAAAUGAAUUUUUAAAUACUCCUUACUUUUAAAGAGACUUGCAGUGUAGCAUGGCAGACUUUUUGCUAAUGAGAAAACUAGACCAGCGCUCUUUCAGGCACAAGGAACUCAACUGGCCUGGAGCAGAAGUGUGAUUAAUAUAAAACUAGGGAGUAGGAUCUCUUUUGGAAUGAUUCCUUUUUUCUGUAUGUCUCUUCCAGAAACCUCAGGCUUUGUUGAUAAACUCUUCGAGAGCCUGUAUACGAAGGAUUACCUAGCCCCUAAUGAACCAGCAAAGCCAGAGUUGAAGCCUGUGUGUCAGGUCAAGGAAGAAAUCAAAGAGGAGGUAAUGUUAAAUUUCUUUGUCUCUUGCUUGUGUCUCUUGGUGCAAUCCUGUGCAUGUUUGUUCAGAAAUGUGUCCCACUGUGUACAUAGGAUUGAAGCCAUGCAGUACAGUCUUAUACAUAUCUACUCAAUAGCAAGCACCCUUGAGUUCAAUGUGACUUAUUGACAGGCAAUUAUAGGAUUGCAGCCUUAGUCUAGCUUUAUUAGAAACAUGAUAAGUUUUUCCCCCUUUAAUAUCCAGAGGCAGCAGAUAAGCUGGUGUGUGUGUGUACAUGUGGAGACACACACAUGCAGGUGACAGUUUCACUAUCUUUAAUAGUGCAGAUCCAUUGUUAAUAGUUAUGCAUGCCAUUUUGAAAAGCUUUGUAUGGCAGUUAGCAAAGUGAAAAUUUCUUUCAUAGUUCAGCCCUUUUAGAUGAUGAAUGGCUUGGUAAACUUGAGGUGUCAACACUGUGCUUUUACAUUUAUUUAUAGCCUACUCUGCACCAAGGUUCAUCAGGCAGCUUACUACAUAAACGAAAGCAAAAUAAAAUUGAUUGAGUAGUGAAAUAAAAAGUAUAUGCUAAAAACAAUGCAACCCAAAAUACAAGGAGAUGAGAAUAAAAUAAUAAGGUUGAAACAGUUUAAAGCUAUAAAAGACUUUAAAAGUCCUGGAUUAUUAUUAUUAUUGAAAUUGUUUUUAUUAAAAGAUUUUCUUGGAUAACAAAAGAGGUAUUCAUGUGGUACCAAAAAAUAUGAUACCGUGCUCUCUGCAGUCACCUGGUGGAAGCACCCAGUGAUGGGUCUCAGACAAAGACUUCAGGGUGCAUAUAGGAUGAAGCAAUCCUCCGGGUACCCUGACCCGCAACCAUAAAAGACUGAAGGUCAAUAUCAGCAUUUUGAAUUGGGCCUGGAAACAGAUUUGAAGCCAGUGAAGGUGAUGAGCACUGGUGCAAUGUUCUCAUCUCUCUCACUUAAUAACCUUGCAGCCAUAUUCUGACUGAGGUUUCUGGACAAUUUUCAGAGACAGGCCCACACACAAUAUCUUGCAUAAUCCAGACAGGUGGUUACCAUGGUGUGGAUAACAAGUUAAACUAUCUGCCCAGUUACAGUUGUCCUAGAUGGGGCUUGUCAACCUGGGAGGGUAGCCCAUCUAGGAGAAGGAAAACACUGAUCCUAAACCGUCUCUACCUUGCAGCUAUACUCAUUUGUAUGAAAGGCUUCGGGAGUAAACCCUGAGGAACAAUCUAUGCACACUGAUUUGCAGGACAUAAUUAGGAGUAUAAAAGUCUUAAGGUGCAAACUCUACACAAAUCCAGAAUGGGGUGCCUAAGGCAGUUGGAUGGUGUCUUGUAUGCCUCUUCCUAGUAACUCCUGCAGCCAAACAGGUGCCAAAUGUAUUGCUCUGCUUUCUUUUGAACAACCUCAGCGAAGCCGAGAGGGAAGUCUUUUUGUCUGGCAGCCCAGGACCUCCAUACACCCUACCCAGGCUUGUGCCCCAGGGAGGUCACUUCGGUGCUGCAAAUGCAGCAAAGUUGCAAUUGUAACUGUUGUACCAAUCUAAACUGGUAGAAGGUUCUCCAUGCUACAUUUGUCCUUCUGAUGAUGAAGCUGAAUCAGUGAGCACACUCAGUGUCUAACUCCUAUUAAGGGAGUGCAACCAGGCUUUAAAGUUGAUUCUGAAGCCAGAUAACCAGACCUCUGCAAUCUUCUGCUUUUUGAGAAAGUUUACUUGAAAAGAGAGGUGCUCUACAAGAGUCCACAACUUCAAGUACCCCCGCAUUCUGUUACCUAUCCUGAAUCCUGUCGAGUCUGACUUCAUACAUUGCUUGCUAAAAUCCUACAACCUUGGCUUUUCUAAGAUUGUACAGUUCAUAGUACUAGGGGUGUCUUGUUUAAGAGUAAGUAGUGGAGGAAUAAACCAGUUAAAGUAUAAUGUGUUCAUAGCUCAGACGGGCUGAUCUGAUGUAAGUGGUGGACAUAUUACAGCAAAGUAUUUGGCUAUACUUAGAUAAGGUCAAAUGAGACAUGAUAUCCUCACACCACACAGUCCCGCUCCUCCCCCAUCUCAUAUGCCUGUAUUUCAUGUAAUGUUAAAGGUGAUUUUUAUUUCUAAUUCUAAAUUCUCUUAGAUAUCAAAAGAUUAACUAGAGAAUGCUUAAAUCAUGUUUAGACUCCCCCCCUUUCUAUAGACAGUUCAGUAUAUUCUGCCACACUUUUGUUUCCUUUCUUCCACAAACUUUUUUAGAAAUUAUGAAUUGCACUAUGUAAUGAAAGCUAAUGGCUUUGAGAUUACAGAGUUAGACUGUUGCACACUUUAUGCAGAGCUCCUCUCAGUGACGGUUUAGAGAUUUCAGCUCUUCUGCUUAUGAAAACUAAUAACCCUGAAAUAGCUCCAAUAACUCUUGGAUGAGACUGAUUUUUCAUUUCAGUUGGCAUUCAGGCCUGCCUUUGUUGCUGAGACUGCCUUGGUUGGCCUGCGUCAGGAAAGGGACAGGGAGGAUGUGUCCAUAUUGAUUUUUCUUGACCUCUCUGCACUUUUUGAUACCAUUGACCAUAAUAUUCUUACAGAGAGGCUGUCAGAGUUGAGAAUAGGCUUUGUUCCUACUUGGUUUGUUCUCUCCAGAAGGUAAUGCUUAGAGGGUAUUGUUUAGCUGCAUGAAGCUUCCAAAGCACAGAGUUUGAUUUUAUAUCCCAUUCUUUUUAACAACUGCAUGGAACUCUGGGCUAGAUGAGGGCCAACAAAUUGAAGCUCAAUCCAAAUAAGACUUAAGACAUUGGUAAUGUGCAGGUCCUCUGUCUGCAUGAGUAGAAUGCAUCUUCUUUUUGGAGGUGUUGCACUCCCUUUGAAGGAGCAGGUGCGCAGCUUGAUGGUACUCUUGGAUCCAACUUGGUCAAUAAGUUGCCUCAGUGGCAUGGAAUGCCUUCCGCCAGCUAGCUCAGCUGUGUUCCUAUCCAGCUAGACAUGAGCGUGGUUUCAGUUGUCUGUGCUUUGGUAACCUUCACAUUAGACUACUGCAAUGUGUCAUACAUUGAGCUGACUUUGAAUACAGUUUCCAAAUUACAGUUAGUUCAGAACAUGGCAGCUAGAUUGUUAACUAGAACAAGGAAGCAUGAACAUAGAACACACACCAAUUCUGGCCUGACUGCUCUGGUUGCCAGUUUGUUUCAGGCCCCAAUUUGAAAUUCUAGUUUUGACAUUUUAAAGCCUUGAAGUGUCUUCAUGGUCUUCUCCCCAUAGACCCGAUGAAAGUAAUAAAACAGCAUAUUUGUUGUGACCCCCUGCCCCACCUCGCUUGUGAAAGUCUUCUGAGUCCAAGUAGUAAUCCAGCCUUGUUGAACACAAGGGAUAUUGCAACAAAUUAUAAGUGCUUCCACAGUUAUACUGUAAAGGCAAUCUUUUUAAACCUAAAAUAUAGCAGUUUUAAAAUUAAAAUGAAAUUCCUUAAAGGUAACAAUUAUAAAAAAUAUUAUGAUGGACAUUUGUUUGUUUGUUUGUUGAAUGUUUAUACCACCCUUCAUCCUAGAUUUACAGGGCAGUUUAUAAUAACAUAAAAAUGAAUACCAUAGUAACAACCCAAAGCAGGCCACCUACCCCAUUUAAAAGACCAUGUAUUGUUUAAUUAGUCAAACGCCUGAGAGAAGAGGAGUGUUUUUGCCUAGCACCUACAGAUAGGUGCCAGGCAAGCCUCCCUGGGGGGAGGGGGGAGCCACCACAGAACAGAAGAGCCUCAGAUGAUGAUUGCAGGGUCCAGGUUGGUUCAUACGGGAAGAGAUGGUUGUUUUGUAGUUGUCCUCUUCAAUACAUUUCACACUAGAAGCAAAUUUAAAAUGUGUAUACAGUGACUUGUCUCGAGCCUUGCUCUCUUAUUGCUUAAAUGGGUUUUUAUAUUCUUUGGGGUCUUCCCCGCGCCCCUGGGAGUGAGCUUCGUGUGAGGUGAUGAUUUGCUGUUUGUCUUUAGCCAUUUCAGGAGACUUUUGAAGAUGAGCGAGAGGGCAAAAAGAAGAAAUAUACUAGCCCACAGAAAAAUCGUUCAGAUUCUAAUGAGCAAAGGUUAGUAUCUGAAGUAUUCUUCUUUUAACACUUGUUAGCAUUUGUUAGCCUCCAAAUCAAUUAAACUUCUCUGUUUCAGACAUCAUAAUAAGUUUUGUGAUAAAUUUAGUAAUGUAUGUCUCCCCUCCUUUUGUAUUAUGAUCGGGAAGUUUUACAGAUUCUCACAUAAUCCAUUAAGAUGUGACCUUGAGGGCCAGACAAUCACAUUUAGCCUAACUUACCUCACAGGGUUGUUGUGAGGAUAAAAUGGGUGGAGGAGAACUAGGUACCCCACCUUGAGCUUGCUGCAGGAAAGAUGGGAUAUAAAUGAAAUAAGUAAAUAUACACACAAUUUUAGAGAACUGUAUUGAAUCCUCUGUGCCCAUGGAUGCAAAUAAUUGUUUUAUGCAGGAGGGGGGCAGUCCCCAACUAUAUUAAUAUGAUUUUUUUAUUUUUAUGCAGUACUAGCAUCCUUUAGUAAGACAAACAAUUUGGCGUUUAUUUGCUUUAGGGCUAUUACACCUAACAUUUUUUGUAGUUUUUCCCAAUGUUGAUGUCACUUGGAUAUAAUUACGUUGUUUAGUUCUUCAUACAAACUUCCCUCUGUCAAAACUGUUGUUCUGUUUUGAUGCCAUAAGCAUUUUCAGCUUUUCUAAAUCCACCUGUUUGCAUGUGUUGUUUUUCUUAAUAGAACUAGAGAGAGAAAAAGAGAUGAUGGCAAAUGGAGAGAUUAUGAUAGAUACUACGAACGGAACGAUUUGUAUAGAGACAAAUACGAUUGGCGAAGGGGAAGAAGUAAGAGUCGCAGUAAAAGUAGAGGACUUAGCCGAAGUCGUAGCCGCAGCAGAGGUAGAAGCAAAGACCAGGAGGCAAACAAAGAAAGGGAUGCAAACAGAAAUGUUGGUGAGUCGUUUAAGGAUAAUAGACAAGUAACGUCUAAUUUUAAGUUUCAUGGGAGUUAAUGAAAUGUCAUACUACUUAAUGAACAUUUUAUCUUGAAUUUCUGGCAAAUUCAACAAACAGAAUUGUCUUUGAAAAGAAGUGAUUGCUGACUUGUUAUAAAGCUGGCUAAAAGCUGUGAUCUGAGAGCAACCUAAUCUAGGGAUAUAUUUUUUUAAUUUGUUCUCAGGUGUAUUCUGGUAGAGCAGUACCUUCUGUUAUACUUUCCCUGUUGGUAAAAGCUGCUGCUUUAUAUUGCUAGGUUUCUUUUGGCAAGGAAGAAGUGUUAGAUUUUCUUAACUUUUAAUGGAUCCCUGCUCCUAAAUAACUGAGGUCUUGUGUUGCUAUAGCCUUUCAAGACAAAAGAAAGUAAUUGAAAUUACUUGAAAAAUACAGUUUACUUUUUAUUUCUAAAGGAAAUCAGUUUAGUUAGUGCAUAUGUUGCAGGACAAAUAUUCACAUUGUCUUGCAAGAACGAGCCUAAGUACACUGUUAAGACAUUAACCAGGUUGUGCUUAUACUUUUUUUUCUCGCAUUUGUUAUGGUGUUAAAUUUUCUGUAUGCUGUCAGAGAAUCUCUAAGCACGAAGGACGAACAUAGAAACUUACCUAAUCUAUUACGAUUUUUUUUUUCAGAUCACAGAGAUCGAGCCAAAUUCAAAUGUGAAAGGAGUGAUAUGGAGAGCUCAUAUAACCCAGUGGCUUUGUCUUCCGUUAACUCUACUGAACAGUAUUCCUCUGGAGCACAGUGUAUUCCCAGUGCUGUUACUGUGAUUGCACCUGCUCACCAUCCUGAAAACACAACAGAAAGCUGGUCGAAUUACUACAACAAUCAUUCUGCUCCUAAUUCGUUUGGCAGAAACGCUCCACCAAAAAGACGCUGUCGAGAUUAUGACGGUAAGUGUUACUCCUGGUUGUUCUACUUAGAUUUUGCAAUUAAGAAUGUUGUUUUGAGCUAUUUUGUUGUUGUUGCCAGCCACACAGUAUAAGUGAGACUUUGGCUUAAAAUCUAUAUGUAAUCUAUUUUCAUUCAUUCAUAUGUAAUCUAUAUAAUCAAUCAGAUAAAGGUAAGCUACCAUUAAUGAUGGUUUAUAUUGUGAUUUAUUUUUAUUUUACAGAGAGAGGAUUUUGUGUACUUGGUGACCUCUGUCAAUAUGAUCACGGAAAUGACCCAUUGGUAGUGGAUGAAGUAUCUUUGCCAAGCAUGAUUCCAUUUCCUCCACCACCCCCAGGACUUCCUCCUCCUGGAAUGCUUAUGCCUCCUGCGCAAGGCCCAACUCACAACAUGAGAAUGCCAGGGCCACAUGUACAUCCUCGGCCGCCGCCACCUGUUAGAAUUCCUAUACCAAGUAAGAUUUCCUCCUUAAAAUAGCACUUUAAAAUACUACAGUCGGCACAGUAGCUGAGAACAUUUCAUAAAUGGUGCUUUAUUUCUCUAACGUAGCAUUACAGGAAUCUGGGGUUUGAAGGACCCUCCAGAGCACAUUUAAGGGUGGGUGAGGGAGCUGCAGGGGGAAUAACUGAAAACUGCUUUCCUCCUGCCCAAACCCUCUAGUAGAUCCAGUGCUUGGACUCCUAACUAGGUUUUCCCAAAGGCUUUAAUGUGAAGGUCAGUUUGAUAUAUAUAAGUCAGGUUAUGAAGCUUUCAGGUUAACGAAUGCAGCAGUGGUCUAGGUAUAUGGCUAAACAGAAACUAAGAUUUUGUCUCAACACUUGACACACCCUAAAUGGGUUGAGCCAUGGGGCUGGGCAAACAAGAUGGCUCUCCUCUGAAUAGGCUGGGCCUGCUGAGUGUUUGCACCCAUGCAGCCAUCUCCACAUCCUUGUGAUGGAGGCAGAGUCAACAGGGUUGGCUCACUGUCUCAUUUUUCCCCAGGCAGCACCCCAGGAGGGUUCAUCGCUGACAGUGGGCAGGGCCAGGAUCACAUCAGUCUGCUGUGGUGCUCGGGGUGUCCAAGGCACUCUGCUGUCUGUCCACACAGCCACUGUCCUGGAACUGGACGGACAUCUAAGCUGCUAAACCUCUUCCAGUUCCUCUAAUGCCUUGUCCUUGUCCCAUGCCUCCUUCCCUUUUGACCAAUUCCACCAGGAUGUCUCCAUGGGGCUUGUGUCACCCCCAUUCUGCUUAGUGAUACCAUUGGAUAAAGCAUAGGUAUAUAACUGAUCUUAAGGCUGCAGCAUAAUGUUGCAGGAUUGCAGCUUAAAUGUAUAAUGUAUCUUGGACCUUAAGACAUGCAAACAGUUGUUGAUUAGUUUACUGGUGGAGACAGUAAUGUUGAGGAUGUGUAAGGUUUUUUCCUGCCAGGGCAAACAGAAGCAUGUGCUUGUGUUGGCAGUUGGCGGAUAGAUCAGGUGCCAGAUCACACAUUUGUAUCAUGCUGGAGCUCUUUCUCCCAGGCAGUAAGGGCAAGUUUGUCUCUUUUUAAGAAUAGCUGGUAUAUGCCAAGGUGUGCGUUUUCUGUCACGUUAAUCGAAGUCCUCUGCGUUGCAUAGCCACUUAUAGAGUAGUGCUAAGGAGGUGAAGAGUUAAGGGUCACGCUCCAGGUGUCAGACAGACUGGGCACCUAGGUAACAGUAGUGUCAAAGCAUUUCCCUAUUUACUUCAUUGUAUAAAGGCAAUUAUUUUUGGACUUGCCUGAACUAGCAGCCCUCUUCAGGAGUUGGGCCUUUUUUCAAACCUUUGGAUAAUGAAGAAGCUUUUCCUUUUUUUCUCUCUCUAAAACAUCGGAGAUAGUAGAAAGAACUGACUAGAUUAAAUUUAGUUUCAGACCAAAAAUAGAGAACAUGCCACUGCGUGUAUGUGUUUUUAAGGGGAAGUCCACUAAUGCUGUGUUUUAGUUAUUAAAAAAAAUCAUUCACAGUAGUCACUUAUUACUAAUCCUGAGAUAAAUUGGGUCAGGGGAGUAAAUUAAGGUCUUUGAAUUAUUUACUGGUUUGGAGAUUUGAGCAAAGUACAAGCUCAUCAUAAGAGGUCAGCUAGAUAAACAAAGUAUCAUACUUGAAAAAUAUCUCUCUCUCUGUGUGUAGGAUUAUAAUUUAGGGCAUUCACUAGAACAGAUGAAUAAUUAAAAAUUUAGAAGAAUUUAGAUUCCAUUUCCAACAGUAGCCAGCCAGAUGCUCCUGAAAACCCACAAAUAGCAAACCCUAUCAAGCAUUUGGGAACCUAUUUCUUAAUGUAUUGCUUCUAUGGCCAUAGUGCUGGUGUUCCUGCCUUAGAUAAGUGAAGCAGUAGUGGGGCCUGACACACACACACCCCAUACACACACUUGAAGAACAAAGAUGUAGAUAAUGCUGAGCUAGAAAGGCCAGUGGUUUGAGUCAGUGUAAGACAGCUUCCCAUAUUCCUUUAUAUUCAGAGGCAUUAUGCAACAUAGAAGGUCCACUUUAGCUAUUGUGGAAAAAAUUGUGUGAGAGAAAUUUGGCUAGAAUGUGAAGUGGACUUGAUUUGGCUCUUCCUUGACACUGGAAAGAAUGGGCUCGUUUUCUGUGUGCACCCUCACUGAAGCUGUGACCAGCUUGGGUAUUUGUUCAGCAGCUGCGGAUCCUCUGCAGACAAAAGUGCGAGAGCUGUUGGAGGCAGGAAAAUAAGAUUGUUCAGCGAUUAUUUAUAAUGCAAAACAAAAUCAGUUUGGAAUUAUUUCAAAGACCAUUUAUUUCAAUGGACCAUUAUAAGAAAAGAACCCAGCAGUUUAAACAAGCAGCAGAUGUGCAUAUGACUUGUUCAAAGCCUGUCCUUGCAGCAAAGGAUGAGCCCCUUAUUUUGGAUCAGUCAGCAAGGAUAAUGUGUUUUCUUUCUUCAGUCCUACCCUUUUUGCAACAUUUCUAUUGAGGUUGAUGAAAUGAUAAGCAAAAAUUCUGAAUUGUUGUAAUCGGACAGGUGGAAAUAUUUAGUAGAUGUGGUUUGCUGUCAGGAAGGUCAGAAUGACCACACCGUUGUUGUUGUUGUCGUUGCUGCUGCUGUUGCUGUUUGUGUUGUUGUUCUAGUUGUUACUAUUGUUAUUGUUAUGCCACUGGCUCUUCCUGUUUCUAGCUCACACAGAAAGUUCAUUACAAUAGAAAAAUAAUUUCUCCAGUUCAUUGAAAAGUAGCUUUAACCAGGGCUUGGUGCCAUUCACUAUAAAUGAAUGAAUCAAUUUAUUAUGGUCACAGACCAGAAAUAUGAACAUAUACAGCAAUAGAGAUCAUGUAAAUAUACAUAGGUUAAAAUUAAACACUUGCAGUAAAUAAUACAAAUAUAAAACAAUUAAAAUAUGUAGGUUAAGACUAUGAUACCACGUUGCUUAACUGUAUGUAAUCAAGCCUAUACUUCUAUGUGGCCUCAAUGCUCCACUACCUGGCCAUAUUGUAGCCUUGUGGCUGGGCCCUCCUAACACCAGCAACUCUGCAUGCUGAGUAAAGGUGGCCAGGAGACAGAGAGCUUACUGGGGCGGAGGUCCUUUUCCGAAGGCGAAAGAGCCAAAGGAGUCUUUUACGAAAAUUGGAGACAUAAAAGGUUAAUAAUAAUAAUAAUAAUAAUAAUAAUAUCUGGAAAGAGAAGGAAGCAGUCAUAUGAGAAAAAGGUGAUUGGAGAAAGAUCAAGGAAUGAAAGAAACCAGUUUUUUGGAAUGGAGAGGCAUAAGUUUUAAAUAAAGUGUGGAAGGAGAAAAGAAGAAGAAAAUGUAGGAGAUGAGCAAAAAUAUUUUGAGAGGUGUUGAGGGCAGGAAUAAAAAUAUAAAGUUUAGUCUGUUUCACCUAGAGCUUCUGAAUCAACAAAUUCUGCCUAAAAUGGGAAGACACAGUAAUCUCCAAGGCCAAUGUGUGUACCUGGCUUGAAGAAAUAGAAUUGUAACACUCCAUGCCACAAGGAAAUCACAAUGGCAAAGAGUUUAGCAAUUUCCAAAUAGGAUUAAGUAUUAAUAAAAAAUGCUAUUGUUAAUUGCAGCUAAUCAUGUCCAAUUCUACCUCCAUCUGCUACCAUUUUGUGACUAGUGGGCCUCAGCAAUUGUCAGUCCUCUCCAGCCCUAGUAGUAGAAAAUUGGAGAACCCCAGUGUCCUAUGCCUAUGGUGGCAAACCUUUUUAAGCCUCAACUGCAUUUCUUUAUUGCCAGCCCAUCUGGGGACUUCAUACUAGCAGGAGGUGGUACCAAAACAAAGCUGGGUUGGGCCAGAACCAACAGAGGAUGGGACCAUCCUACACUCACAUGAAUUCACAUAAAUGUUUUGAGAGAGAGAGAGAGUCUUGUUCAUAGGAGACAGAGAAAGGGUGAGGUCAUUUAAGAGAGAUUAAUUUAGCCCAGCUGAGGCUGGUGAAGCUGAAAUCAUGAAAGUUGUUGGUAGGGUUAUAUAUUAUGAACAAAUGGAUUGUGGCAAAACUCUUUUGGAACACACUUUGCAGGCAAAAAGUCAGAGAGCUUUGAGGCUAAGAAUGAGGAGCUUAUGCUGGAGACGGGAGCAGACAGAAAGCCAGUUAUAGGGAUGUAAGGAGGCCCACCACAUGGUCAGAGCAGCUGAAUGAAUGAAUAAAGUUGGCAGCAAAGUGCUGGCCAGAGGUAAGGGAACCAAGGUCAGACAAUAUAAAAUCAGGACACAAAUUAGUAUUUAGCUUUGAGCUCCUCAAAAGAAGAGCCAUAUUUUGUAAUGUGGUAAAGCAUGAAAAAACAUAAUUAGCUUUUUAGAAUGUUUAUGUUUCAUUCCAGGGCCACCUUUAUCACAGGCAAGUUUGAUUAACAGCCGUGACCAGCCAGGAACAACUACAGUGCCCAGCCUUGCACCAGUGGGAGCUAGACUACCUCCUCCACUACCCCAAAACCUACUAUAUUCAGUAUCAGAACGUAAGGAAAUAAAGAUUUCCACUUCUCUUGUGUUCUACCAGUACUUGUGAUGUUGUUUACACUGCACAUCUGAAAUAGUGGGGUCUCAUUUCUUCAAUAAGCAUCAUUUUUUUUAAAAAAAAAAGACAACCAUUUUUAUUGGUUUUUAUCCAGCAGUACAUCAAAUGGUGGUGGUUCUGUCCAUUGACUUUAGGCAUAAGCUUACACAUUAAAUGUUCAAACAUAUAACUUAAUGUAACUUCUCCCCUGAGAAGAUUGAGCAGUUGAUUUUCGUUAAAUAAAGAGGUCCACUUUUCUUGGAAGGUAUCUCUUUUUGUUAUGCCUUUAAUUGCCCUCCUGCGUCUGGUGAGGUGCCCAGACAUUGCUGUAUCCCAGAUAUUAUUUUCCCAUGUGUUCAUGGGUAUUUCAGCCUGGUUCUUCCAUUUUCUUAAUCAUGCUGCAGUCACUAAGAAGCCUAUUAGUUCUCUCUGGUGCAGGGUGGAGCCCGUCUAUUUUCCAAAGAUAGCAGGGCUAAGGCUGGAUUUGGAGAAUAAGGUUGGCUUGUAAUUGCGGAUAUAAUGAAGAAUACUGUGUUCCAAACGUUUUCAAUAUAGGGGCAUUCUCACCAAACAUGAAUAAAUGAACCAAGUUUUCCGCAAUCCUUCCAACAUAAAGGGGAAAGGGGUGGGAUUAAUUUUUGCCAGCCUGACUGGUUUCUAAUUAGUGUCUAGUUAUACUGUGUUGUAAGUCCCUUUGGGUCACCUUAAUAAUAAUAUUUUAAAAUUGUAUCAUGACAUGCAUGUUGCAGGGUUCCUGCCAUAUUUACAUAGCUCAAAUUGAACACAUGUUUAUAUAUAAAUAUAUUGUACAUGUGAAUUAUGUGCAAUUUUUUUAUUUCAUAAAAAUUACACACUGUUUGAAUGUAAAAAUCUCAAUUUUGUUUACACAAGACAAAACCGUAAAAUCAAGAAAGUUUUAUAACCCUACUUUAAAACAAACAAAUGUUAAAAAUAUUAAAAUGUGAAAAAGCACUUCUGCUUGAGCAAAUGCAUAACAUUGCUCACAUAAGAUUUUUUUAAAUGAAUCAGAAAUCUAUAUUUUUCUUUCACAAAAGAUACGUAUGAACCAGAUGGCUACAAUCCAGAGGCUCCUAGUAUUACCAGUACUGGUAGAUCUCAGUAUCGACAGUUCUUUUCAAGGACACCAAUGCAGCGUCCAAAUCUUAUUGGCCUAACAUCUGGUGAGAUGGAUACAAAUCCAAGAGGUGAGAUGUUGUUUCCUGAAACCCAAACCCUCAAAGUCUGAAUACUUAGCAUACUUAGCAAGGGAGCAUUACAGACUUUGGCAUUCAUAGCAAAUUAACCCAGUGCUGAUGACAGUGCUGUCUUUUUCUGUGUGCAGUGAUUUCUUUCCCUCAUGCCUUGUACAUUAAAGAAAGGGAAAGAAAAUACAAAUUAAUGUACAGUUUGAAGAGUGGCAAGCAAACAAUGAUCACUAGUAUCUUUACAACUAGUGCUGUUCAGUGUGUUGUAGUCUGGAAUCAGAUCCAGAUUCUCCUGCAUGAGUUUUUUCAUAUUUUCACUAAAAUGCAGUUUGUGCCUAAUAGUAGAUAUAUCUUCCCUGAGACCCCUUCAUAAGAAAGUGCUACAAUUGUAUGUAAAAUAAGCCGAAGAAACCCAAAUCUCCAGCAGUGGUCCAUAUUCAUGGACACCUGAUCUGCUUAUGUUAAUAUCCAAUGUACACUUUUCAUAUGCAUACUUAGAGGAAGGUUGGUAGCUUAGUGGUAGAGCACCUGCUCUGUAUCCCCAGUUCACUCUCUGGCACUGGACCUUGCUGCCAGUCAGUAUAGACAAUACUGAGCCAGGUGGACAAAUGGUCUGGUUUUGGUGUAAGGCAUCUUUCUGUGUUCCUGAUUUUUGAAUUGUACCCAACUUAAUGUGCAGGUGGUACUUGGUCUGAGCAUCUUUAAGGGGUAAAGGGGACCCCUGACCAUUAGGUCCAGUCGUGACUGACUCUGGGGUUGUAGCGCUCAUCUUGCUUUAUUGGCCGAGGGAGCCGGCGUACAGCUUCCGGGUCAUGUGGCCAGCAUGACUAAGUUGCUUCUGGCGAACCAGAGCAGCGCACGGAAACGCCGUUUACCUUGCCACCUAUUUAUCUACUUGCACUUUGACGUGCUUUCGAACUGCUAGGUUAGCAGGAGCAGAGACCGAGCAUCGGGAGCUCACCCUGCCGCGGAGAUUCGAACCGCCAACCUUCUGAUCAGCAAGUCCUAGGCUCUGUGGUUUAACCCACAGCGCCACCUGAGUCCCUGAGCAUCUUUAAUUUCGUCCAAUUAAUUUAUGGCAUUUUUUGUUCACAGAAACCCUGAACUUGCAGCUUCCUAUAUAUUUCAGCAUUGUAUAUAUUUCUUAUGAAAGUCUGUGCAUGGUAGACAGUAUAGGUAUGAGCCCGUUGGGAAAAUGUUUUGUACAUGUUUGCACUUCACCAUUUUAUAAAUACAAUUUGCUCCCACUUCAUUGCAAGCAUACAAUCCUUUGCUUUCUUUCCAGGUGCUAACAUUAUCAUCCAGACUGAACCUCCAAUUGGCAUUGCAAGUAACAGCAGUAAUGUAUCUAGAGUGGUGCUUGAGCCAGACAACAGGAAGCGGGUUUCAAACACUGUAGAAGGGCCAUCUCCAAAGAAACCCUGGAUUGGAAAGUAAGAAUUUUCUGUGUCUAUAGAGAACAGGCAGAAUGAAAAUGAGCCCCAUUCAGUUCAUUUGAAAAUUAUUUGGUUUGAGUUAUGAGAAUCUUUUAUGAGAAAUGGUGAAUAAUUCCUCUUGUGUGUUGCAAAGAAUACAUUGCAAAGAUAAUGUUGCAAAGAAUAGAUUGUGUUUGUUAGUCACUAUACAAAAAAGUCUCACUGCAAUUUAACAACAGUCAAUAAUAUGGCAAAGGGCUUGGAAUUUUACACCUUGUUUUCUGGAAUGUCAGUCUUCCCCAACCUGGUGUCCUCCAGAUAUUAUGACUGUAGCUCUCACCAAACGUGCCCAUUGUUCAUGGUGGUUGAAACUGAUAGGUGUUGAAGGGCACCAUGCUGAGGAAGGCUUCCAGUGAUAAGCUCUUUGACUUCCAUGUCCAGAUAUUGACAACGUAGUUGGGUCAUUUUCAUUUCAUUCCCCAGAGUCAGGACAGGCUGCUGUAAAUUUAAAAUCUUACUUAUUUUAUUCCCAAAACAGCAUUGUGAGGCAGGUUAGAGGAACAUCUGCUUCACCUUUGUCAUCUUUGUUAACAGCUUGUUCAUCAUGUCAGUACAGUGAAUGCCACAGCAUUUGAAGUCCAAACGCUUGUCGGCAAACCCAUGUAACAGUGAGCCUGUAUCCUCGUGUGAUUAGAAGUCCUCCUUGGUGGUUAGACACAACUCUGUAGAUGUAAUGGUUUCCUUAAAACAUGUGAAUUUAGUCUGACAAUAAAAUGUAGUGUGCCUAAAAGAUAGUGAUUUGACCAGAACUAUCUAAUGAGUAUGUGUUGGUCAAGGAAUUAAGCAUAUUUCUUUGCAUCCCAAUGUAACCCUCUGUCAUUGUGUGAAAUGACUGGAACUUAAUAUGGAUAUUAGUUGAAAUACCUUAAUGAAAAAGGAAGUAAAGUUUCAUAUAACACGGUCAAUGUAUAGCAUUCAUAGUCAAGACAAUAGCUAUCUGUGACUGUUAGACCUGAUGUUAGAGAACUACUUGAAGCAGGGAACACAGUGGUAGAUUACUUGGCUUCUGAGCUUCCUGGGGUAUCUGACAGGUCUUUUUUAGAGACAGUGCUUGGCUUAGUGGGUAUUGGUUCAGCACAGCAAGGUAGCUAUUCUGGUUAUAGGCAAUAAAAGGGAAUGGGUGUAUUUACAUUUAAAUGUGAUUUUGUUAAUGUGAAGAGUCAAUCCAUCUUUUUUCUCUUCAGACAAACUAAUAACCAGAAUAAGCCAGGAUUCCUGAAGAAGAACCAGUAUACAAACACCAAAUUGGAAGUUCGUAAAAUACCACCAGAGCUAAACAAUAUUACUCAACUUAAUGAACAUUUCAGCAAAUUUGGAACAAUUGUCAACAUUCAGGUAAAACCAAUAAUAUGCCGUUUGUGGUUUGUAAUACAGCAAUGUAAAGAGGGACUGGAAGUUUCUGGGACCAGUCUAUAUAUUCCACUUUGUUCUAUGCUGCAUUAUUCUCUGGUAGAGUAAAUAAAUCUAACUUAGAGUCUUGCUUGAAGAACCACUUGGCGAUGAUACAGUCAUGGGAAAAAGAAAGCACACCCUCUUUGAAUUCUGUGGUUUUACAUAUGAAGACCUAAUAACAGUCAUCUAUUUCUUAGCAGGUCUUAAAAUUAGGUAAAUACAACCUCAGAACAACAACACAUGACAUAUUACACUGUGUCAUGAUUUAUUUAACAGAAAUAAAGCCAAAAUGGAAAAGUCAUGUGUGAAAAACUAAGUACACCUUACAAUUCAAUAGCUUGUAGAACCAUAUUUAAUAAUAAUAAUAAUAAUAAUAAUAAUAAUAAUAAUAAUAAUAUUUAUACCCCACCCAUUUGGAUGGGUUUCCCCAGCCAUUCUGGGCGGCUUGUAAAACAUCAGACAUUAAAAAUUUCCUGAUACAGGGCUGUCUUCAGAUGCCUUCUAAAAGUCAGAUAGUUAUUUAGUAUUUCCUUGACAUCCGAUGGGAGGGUGUUCCUACCCAGAAGGCCUUCUGCCUGGUUCCCUGUAACCUCACUUCUCAGUGAAGUGAAGGAACCGCCAGAAGGCCCUCAGAGCUAGACCUCAGUGUCCGGGCUGAACAAUGGGGUAGAGACACUCCUUCAGGUAUACUGGACCGAAACCAUUCAGGGCUUUACAUGUCAGCACCAACACUUUGAAUUGUGCUCAGAAACAUACUGAGAGCCAAUGUAGGCCCUUCAGGACUGGUGUUAUAUGGUCUUGGUGGUGACUUCCAGUCACCAGUCUAGCUGCCGCAUUCUGGAUUAGUUGUUGUUUCCAAAUCACCUUCAAAGGUAGUCCCACGUAGAGCGCAUUGUGGUAGUCCAAGCGAGAGAUAACUAGAGCAUGCACCACUCUGGCAAGACAGUCUGCGGCAGAUAGGGUCUCAGCCUGUGUACGAGAUGGAGCUGGUAGACAGCUGCCCUGGACACAGAAUUGACCUGCGCCUCCAUGGACAGCUGUGAGUCCAAAAUGGUUUGAUUGGCAACUUCCAUAGAAGGGACUCAGAUACAUACUAUAUAUACACAGUUCACUAUCCAUCUCUUUUUGGAUUAGGGAGUAAAACCUUUUAAACUGAAGCAUUAUACCGUGGGUGCUUUUUAGAAUGUAGUAUUGUUAUAUAAUGUUGCCUCAUGUUUUCUUAGGUUGCCUUCAAGAGUGAUCCUGAAGCUGCUCUAAUUCAGUACUUAACAAAUGAUGAAGCGAGAAAAGCUAUUUCUAGCACAGAGGCAGUGUUGAACAAUCGGUUUAUACGAGUGCUAUGGCACCGAGAAAACAAUGAGCAGCAGCCAUUGCCACUAUCCCAGCAGCAGCAGCAGGCGCCACCACCUCUUCAUCACCCGCUUCACCUGCAGCAACAAAUGCUGCCACAGCCUCCAGCUGUAACAAUGCACAGCAGUAUGGCAAAGGUAUAGUGCCAUUGUAUAAACCUGAUCACUUUUCUUUUUCCUUAGCUCUUUAGAGAACUGUGGGUAUGUUUUCAAAAUUAAAAAGCUCAUUUUUCAAUGUUAUAUGCACAAUGCAGGUAACAAAGCCACUGACAUCAGGUGCUUACGUCAUCAAUAAGGCCCCAGUUAAACAUCGUCUUGGAGCACCUGGUGGAAAUCAGCCAGACGCUCAACAUUUAUUGCUUAACCAGUCUAGUGCUUCUUCAGAAGAUGCUCAGGUAAAGGAGAGUGUGUAUUAUGAAUCAUAAAUUCAUACAUCUUUUCUUUAACAUGGUUAGGAUGUUAAGGUUUGCCUGGUUCUGUCAAGGGUGUUCACCUUGCUAUAUUGAACUUAAUCAUGAUUCAGCAUCCAACAGGAAAAUGAAUAAACUGUGUCCUUUGCAACCCAAUGCACCACCACUGUAUGCCCACCACCCUACUAUCAGUGGAUAUGGCUAGGCCAGAUGAUGUGCCUUAGUGAAAUCUGCCUCACAGGUUUCAAGCUCACCAACCCUCUCUCCCAGAACUAAGAAUCACGGGGUGGUAUUUAACUAAAUAAUGUAAUUGCAUGAGCACAGCAAUUUUUGUUUGCUCAACAGAACUCCUCCCCCCCCCCCCCCCGUUUGUGCUUCUUGCGUCAUCAUCAAAUCUGUUAAAGAGGGUUGGGGGGAAAUCCAGAGCAGAUAGGGGUCAUGUUUGAAACAAUCAUAACUGUCUUCCUCCAGCUACUUCUUUAGAUAAAUCUCCAGCUAUUGAGCAGGGUUUUCUGUCUAGUCCAAGAUUUAAUGCUGUGUCCAACAGAGCCCAAAUUGUACCAUUUCCUGCUAGGGCCAACACAUUAAGAAGUCUUACUACAGCUUUCAGAGAAGCCCUCAAAUCCACUAGUCCACUCUUUCUGCAGAGUCACUAAUGAUAUUGGGGGGGGGGGUAUCCCAUGCCAUCCCCCACCUAAAAAAAGGACUAGAAACUUCUCACCCUUAAAAGGUCUGCUGUGUCAAGGCAAGUGUUUUGUGGGCUGCAGAGUGGCCGCAGGUUGAUCAAGAAAAUCAGAUUCACAGAGAUAAUCUGGCUCAGUGCUAACUCAAGAAACAGCCCCAAUUUUUUCACCCGCAUUAAAAGAUUUCAGCUUUCAUGCCUUAAAGACAUGAUGGGUUUGGGAGGCCUUCCAGGUGACAACAGAGUUAGAAAAAAAGGCAGGAGAGAAGAGUGAAAGCUCAGUUCAGUAGUUGUAGACUGAUCUGUAACAUCUGAAGAAACAGAAUAGUGAAGGCAUAAUCAUAUCGGCAAAAUUGAGAAAAUUCUCGACUAUUGCCAGUAAAAUUUUAAAGUACAUUUUCUUUAAACUAUAGUAAGUAUUUUAUAAAAUGAAACUCUAAUUCUUGUUAACUCUACCUAUUUAAUAUGUAAUCAAUACAAUUAAGGAGCAGAUACUUCAAUUAAGAGAGUUGGGGGAAAUUCCCAUUCAAAAGAUCUUACAUAUCCCCUUUCUCUUUAGAGUGAUGUUGUGUGUAGUCUUCCCCUUCAUAAUGAUAGGGUUAGUUUUGAAAUUUAUAUCUGCCAGGUUAGUUCCAGAUCUUUGAAAGCCUAAGGACAAAAUUCUCCUACUAUCUUUCAGUCUGUUUGUUAUUGGUAAGAGUCUUUACUUCAUCAUCACACAGUCCUUAAAAUAUCACAGAGAGAUAGCUUAUAGUUUGGUUUCAUCUAUGAACAGAUGGUUUCUAAGCAGCAUAAGUAAGUUGCUUGCACAAAGCUUCCAUCUUGCCACAGCACAUGUCAUCAUAAAAUAUAUUGCUGCUUUCAGAUGUUUCCCACUUCAAUUGGCCAUUCAAAGAUGGUUUACAGUUCCUCCAAUCUGAAGACAUCUAUAAAGCCUGGUACAGGAAAUAAAUCUCAUGAUGUCCAAGAAGUUUUUAAAAAGAAACAGGUAACUGUUUGCAUAUUAUUUCAAUAUAUUUCAUAGCCAUGAGUUUUUAAAAUGGGGUUCAUUGUGUGACAUGUUAGUCCUACCCCUAGUUCGGAUUGGAAUUCAGGAGAUGGGAAAUUCCUUUUCCCUGAUAGGUUUUGCCUUGACAAUUCAGACCUGAGUGUGACGAGCCUUGGCUUUUGAAAUGUAAUUCAAUAUUUUUGUGUUAAAGGGAUACUCAUUUUUGAGCUAAUAGCCAAACUUUUGCUUGGCAAGGGGUGGGGGGGUCUUCAGCGAACCUUGAAUUGUUACAUGUUGGUUGGUUUAUCCGAACUCUACAGCAGCUAUCCAUCAUUUUUGCAUGCACAGCAAUACUUUCAUUGCUUUUUUAUCUUCUCCAAUCCCACAUGAGAUUACACAUUUUACAAGCACAAAACAGGCUUUCAGCCUUCCGCAAGUCAAAAGCAUCAUGUAAUUCAGCAUCGAAUAGCUGCAGUUGGGGUGCUGUGUGAGAGAAUAGAAACUCUAGGCAUAGUGAUAGGACUAAUAGUCUGAAUCUGUAACAUAAUCUGAAUUUUGACCAAAGACAUUUAUUUGAUAUUGCUUAUUGCAACAGCUUUCCAGGAGCCAUGAAUGCAGUCAGGAUCUGUCCACUCUGCUAACUCCCAACAGCACAACUUGCAUCUGUAACUGAAGAUAACUAUGUUCUCUUGUAAACUCUAAUACUGCAGUUGGUGGGAUCAUGUUUACAUUUAAAUUGUUCAUGAUAUUGCCUAAAAUUGUGGUUUAAAUCCGUUUUUUUCUAGCCGUUGUUAUUAGGAUGUGCUCACUAAAAGCAUUUUAUUCUUGAUUAGGAGGCAAUGAAGCUGCAACAAGACAUGAGGAAGAAAAAGCAAGAAAUGUUAGAGAAACAAAUAGAAUGUCAGAAGGUAUGCUUGGCUUUUUUUCCAUUUAACUUCGCCAUUAACUUUGGUUGUGUCUAAUUUUAAUUGUUAGUAGCAGAGUAUCCCCUAGUAAGCAUUUUAAGGGUGCAUAAUUUUCUAUCUAGUGUGGAGGCUGAAGUAUUUUCAAUCUUGCAUCACCUCUGUAUUUUAACUUUCAUAGAUGUUAAUAUCAAAAUUGGAAAAGAAUAAGGCCACAAAACCAGAGGAAAGAGCAGAUAUAAUGAAGACACUGAAAGAGCUAACAGGAAAAAUCUCUCAGUUGAAAGAUGAGUUAAAAACUUCAUCUGCCAGUUCUACAGCAUCAAAACAGAAGUCAAAAACAGAGGUAGGUCCUCUUCACACACAGCUUUUUUCAUUUCAGAAGCUACUACAGUGGUACCUCAGGUUAAGAACUUAAUUCGUUCUGGAGGUCCGUUCUUAACCUGAAACUGUUCUUAACCUGAAGCACCACUUUAGCUAAUGGGGCCUCCUGCUGCCGCUGCACCGCCGCUGCACGAUUUCUGUUCUCAUUCUGAAGCAAAGUUCUUAACCCGAGGUACUAUUUCUGGGUUAGCGGAGUCUGUAACCCAAAGCGUAUGUAACCUGAAGCGUAUGUAACCCAAUGUACCACUGUACUAAUUUGUACCUCCGGGAAACUUAUCUCCCUAUAUUAAAGCCAGCAUGAGGGUCUUUGUUAAGCAUUGAUCAUACAACCUUUUCAUGCAUUAUCCUCAUAAAGAGACAUCCAGGUGUUGAAGGGGCAGCUGGCUGCGUCUGUGCCUUGACAGGUUUCUGGUCAUGCUCCCUUAUGUGUUGAGAAGGCCUCCACCAGCAUACAAUCAUGAACCAUGCAUGUCCCACCUACAGCCCCUUCAAAAUAUGGAACCCCUUCCAUGCAAUAUAUCACUUCUAUCUUUUCUAUAUUUUGUGCUUGGAUAUUCAUUAUAAGAGAACUACACAGAUAUGUGAAAUUAUACCACUUCUAUUAAUCGUCACAGGGAACCACAAUAGAUUAUUUCAGUCACCUCCUUCUGGUCUGGUUUCUCAUCCCUGACUCCUAUUAAAGCUGUAAGAUGACCCCAGAAACUUAGUGUAUAAUGAAAUUUGCCUGCCUCUCGCACACAGAUACUCUACCCAACACUCUUCCCUUCCCCUCACUCAGAGAAGAGGAUCCAUAACGAAUAAAAACAAAGAAUGCCCACACUUCCCCUAAAGGGAUGUUCACCUUAAAUGUUGUCCCGUUGCCCACAGUGCUUUUAUAUCUGAGCAAAGGCCAGCAAGAGCCUCCCCCCCCACACACACACACACAAAGGAAGUUCCCAGAGCUGGCUUAGUUGUUGCUGGUCAGGAAAUUGGGAUUUAAUGACACAUCGAUGCUAAUCAAUGUAUCUGCAAUACGCUUUUGGGCAGCAUCCCAUGAAGUUAUUGCUCUGCGAAAGCAUGCUGUGUUCAUCGUUGAGAUGAACAAUGGAAGUACCUCAUGACCAAGAAUGUGCAUUUUUGGUGCAUUUAACUUGCACCUCCUUUCCAUUUUCAUAGCAAGUGGCAAGCUGUAUUGAUUAACUUGUUGAACUUAUUAAUUCUGAAGCUGUUAACAUAAAAGGCCUGAGUCAGCCAGCCCAUGGGAAAAUGUUGAUAUUUAUUCUUAAAUAUCAGGAACAAUGUAAACACAGUGAAAUUGAAAUUUUACAAAUCUGUUCAGUUUUGUUUCUAAAACUUUGCUUUUUUAUUCUGCUAUCAACUUCUCAAACCUGUUUCUGCAGCCAUAAGUGUUCAGGAUCUGCAGAUUUCUAAUGAGAGCCUGCAGUUUGCCCAAUCACCUCUAGGGGUCACAUGCUACUCACAGCUAGUGUCAGUGCUGGGUAGUAAGAGUUUUAUAACUGUCAAAGCCUACCUUAGUAUAUUUUAUUUAUCACAUUUUAUAUCCCUCGCUUGUAGUUCCAAAAAGAUGCCCAAGGGAACUUGCAAGUAUUUGUUUUUACCCAGAAGGCUCUAAGCCCUUAAAUAGUGGGUGAGAAGAAUUAAAACCAAAGAGGUAGCAUCUUAACACACCUUGGUAUGGAGAUAAACGGAAUAAAACAAACAAACUUACUUUUUGCUCUCCCCACCCCAUCCCCAAUUCCAUUUUAAAGGCACAGAAGGAACUUUUGGAUGCAGAGCUAGACUUUCAUAAAAGGCUGUCUUCCGGGGAAGAUACAACAGAAUUAAGGAAAAAGCUCACCCAGUUACAGGUGGAGGUAAGUUUUCAAAAUUAUAUACUAUCUUAAUUGUGCUGUAUAUUAUACAUGAAACCUGUUACAGUGUUCAUGGAAGAUAAAGUCUAUUUCUUUUGUCUGUAGGCUGCCCGUUUAGGUAUCUUGCCCGCUGGUCGUGGAAAAUCGAUGCCUUCUCAAAGCAGAGGACGAGGACGAGGUCGGGGAGGGAGAGGGAGAGGUACAGUGAAUCAUAUGGUGGUAGACCACCGUCCCAAAGCAAUAACCAUUGGUGGCUUUGUGGAAGAGGAGAAAGAUGAGUUACUGCAGCACUUUGCGGUAAGUCAGCAAUUUGUAACUAAAAUUAGAUUAAAUUGUUCUGGUACUGUAUUCUAGAAUAGUAUAAAGGUAUGAUUGCCCUAAAACAUGGGCAAACUAAGGCCCGGGGGCCGGAUCUGGCCCAGUCGCCUUCUAAAUCUGGCCUGUGGACGGUCUGGGAAUCAGCGUGUUGUUACAUGAGUAGAAUGUGUGCUUUUAUUUAAAAUGCAUCUCUGGGUUAUUUGUGGGGCAUAGGAAUUUGUUCAUUUCCCCCCAAAAAAUAUAGUCCGGCCCCCCACAAGGUCUGAGGGACAGUGGACCGGCCCCCUGCUGAAAAAGUUUGCUGAUCCCUUCCCUAAAACGUAGCUUCCUUCAUUUUGAGUAUAGCGUUAGUUGCUUUUGUGGUUAAUCUUGUCUGCUUCCUAGCUGAAAUUAGAAAUGGAAUGGCAUCACAUAUCCACCUGCAUUUAGCUUACUUCUGAAGGAAAUCAACCCUCUCAAGGAAUAUCUAGCUGUAACUUUCACUUCCACCUCCUCCUCCUAAGAUUCCUGAUCUUUGGGAAGCUACUUAUGCAAACAAGUCACGACAUGGUCCAAGGGAUGUUUUUAAUACCUUUUAGUGGAACUGUCAUGGGUCUAAAGCUGCUUUGGAUGACCUUUAUAUAUUAGUCAACCUUUGAGUCACUUGAGGUUAACUUAUUUUUUACUCCUGAAGCAAACUAGGCCAGCCAGUUUUCAUGUGAGAGCCCAAUACCAUUGAACUGCCACAAUUUUAACCCUUUCUUUACAUAUAAACAGGUAAGCGUUUUUGAAGAUCUACAGACAAUAAGCAGAAACACUGGUCUCUGCUUCUUUUUCUUCUGUUUCACUCUGGGUAUCCAAUACACCAUUGUCUUCUUGUCUGUAAACAUAAUGUAGGUGGAGCAUAAGCCUUUUUGAUGGCAAGAAUAUGGGCGAUAUCCAUUUAGCACUGUUGGAGCAGCAGGAAGCAUAUAUGCUUAGAAGAAGAGGGAGAGCAAUUUCUGCCUCCCCUGGAAAUUUGUUCUGUCACUAAUAAAAUACACACACACACAUACACAAAUAUACCUGAGCUCAUAUUCCCACUUUUUGUAUUCUGCCUCUCCUCCCAAGUAUGUGUGAUCUUCACAUAUGAAGUAGACUGAGGCUAAGAGAUUAAAUGGUCCAAGGAGCAGGAAUUUGAACCUGCAAACUCCCAGAUCCUACUCCAUCACUAUAACUACUAUAUUGCACUGGCUUUCAAUAAGUUAGGGUUCAUUAACAUGCAGCCCUAGACGAGCAUGCAUAGAUCUUAUUCAUAGUAUGUGUUUUACAGAAAUUUGGAGAUAUUGAAGGCCUUCAAGAGGAGGAUUCUCCUUUAAGUGUUGUUCUAACAUUUAAAUCCCGUUCUGAAGCUGAAAAUGUAAGUAAUUAUAAGCUAACAUUACUGUACUCCUCUAAGAUACACUAAAAUAUCUGCUUGAAUGGAAAGUGGUUCAUUAAUAUAUUUUGGAGGGUGCUACUUUUAUAAAGGCAUUGAAUAUUUGAUCACUGGUUUAUAAUUCAGCCAAUGAAUAAGCUUGUUUAAAUUAUGAUUCAGAGAAAUGCUUGUAGUAGAGAGUAUAAACUCUGAUUAUUAGGGCUGUGCAACCAAUUUAGCCAAACCCUGAACAAAAUCUGGUUGAGGCAACUCUAAAUCAAGGCAAAUCAAUUCAGAGCUCAAAACAGGGAGACAGACAGAGCCCAUUUGUAUGAGGCAGGAGGGGAGCUAGACUUCUCUCAUUGACCACUAUAACUUUGAAGCCAGGGAUUAAAAAAAAAAAAAGCUUUGUGUCUUAGUUUUGCAGUUAGUUACAACACUGGUAGCACUGCACUUUGGAUUCAGGGUCCAAACCAGGUCAGAGCAGGUCCAGGUCACCAAAUCUAACCCCACAUUAAAUCAGGAGUCCUUGUAUAGGCAUGAUUAUUAUACUGUAUAGUGGAAAGACUUCUUGGAAGUGCACAUGGUGAUCCUUCUGCUAUAACAGGAGAUAGCCUCUGCUUCUUAGCACAUAAUUUGUAUUAUUGUCUUCUCUUCCCAUCCCUCCCACCCCCCAAAAAAAUUCCUACUCUAGGCAGCUAACCAAGGAUUAAAGUUCAAAGACCGAAGACUACAGAUAUCAUGGCAUAAACCCAAGGUACCCUCUGUGUCCACAGAAACGGAGGAGGAGGAACCCAAGGAAGAGGUACUGGAAUUAUCCAAGCCUCUCUCAAACACUAUUUUUUGUUUGCUUCUUACUGUUUUGAGCUCAUUAUAGGAACUGUUCUGGAAGGGCAUUUCUGAAUGCUUAAGAUAUUUUAGGAGAACCUUAAGGUUGUUUGCAUUCUCACCAUUUUGUGACUAAAUCCUCCUGUUCUUUAAUUUGGUUCAUAACUCAUAACAGCAUGAAUCAGAUGGUGGACAGUUGGUUGUUUUUAUUUCUUUAGCAAUUUAUACACCACCUUUCUGGACCAAGUCCACCCAAGGUGCCAAGCAAACUACAAGCAUAAAACACAAAAAUAUAGUAGAUUAAUUUGAUAUUUAUACCUUGCUUUUUCUGUUAAAAUAAUACUCAAAGCUGUAUUACUUUAUAGUUUAUUAUGAUGAUAUAUAAUCGAAAAAUAGAGUAUAAUUUAGCAAAUACAAAAGUCAUUUCCAGAGCCACAAAAACAAUUGCAUGACAAAUAAGACACAUAAAGGCUAUUUGAAAUGUGUUUUUUUAAGCUGAAGUGGCCAGCACAUCCCUUGAGAAGGCGUUUCAUAAGGUAGGGGCCGCUGCUGAGAAAGCCCUGUCCAUUAUGCUCUCUAAUCACUUCAGAGCACUCAGAUUCAGUUGUCACAUUUCACCACCCAGCUCCAUUUUUACUAUGUUUUCUCUGCAUGUUUAACCCUGGCAUGUAGCGUAUUUAGAGGAAUAUCCAAGGGAAAAUUUUGCCCACAUUCUUCAAGUCAAGUAGAAUCACUGAUAUGGACCAAAAGGUUGCAACUGACUGUUGUGGUAUUGUACAUUAAAAAAUAUAAGCAUAUUAUAUUUUGUCUUUAUUCAGGAGACAGAAGCUUCAGAUUUAUUUUUGCCUGAAGAUGAUGAUGACGAAGACGAAGACGAAGAUGAAUCUCGUUCCUGGAGAAGAUGAAACUUGAAAUGGAAUCAAUAGUUUUAGAAUUGUUGAACUAAAACUUUUAAAAAAAUAUUUAAAGGAAGUCAAUGAGCCAAAAAUUGUUUUCGUUUUUUGUUUUUAUUUUCAUACACACAAGAAAGCAAGUGUGAGUUUGAGAUAUUAAACUUAACAAAUAAGUAGCCACGAUCAGCCAAAGGCCAAGUGUUGCAAAGGUGGUUGUGAUCCUCUGAAGAUGGAAUGUAUCAAUCUUUCAAGCCCAACUUGUGUUUAUUUUGUUUUUAAAAUGUGGAACUUUUUCAAGCUAUCAAUGGCUUUAUAGGCUUUAUUUAGUAACGUAGAGUGUGAGAUGAGAGCUUUCUGUGAAGUUCAUUUAUACGUCAACAUUUCCUGGAAUUUGGUAAUUCAAAAGUCCCUUAGUUAGGUGGCAGACAAGUUAUCCAGUUUGAGUAAGUUUCACUCCUGUCUAGAAUUGCUCCGAAUCUUACUGUGGAUUAUACCAUUCAGCUAUCUAGCAGAAUUACAGGGCAAAGCUGCCAAUCUCCACAUUCAAACAAGUCCACAUCAAUUACAGCUGCUCUUGUCUAAUAUGGCAGUUCUUCUCAAUCUAAUCUUCAGACACAGCCCAGCCUUACUACUUUUUGGGUGCAGCUUACCACUGCUCUGUGAAUUCCACAUUUACUUUCAUGGAGCAUCCAUGGACCUCCUGCAUGAAUCCUAUUAAAAUGAACAGAGCAGUUAGUGCUUGAUGAAUAGCUGGUAUAAGUAAAUACAUCUAAGUGCUUUUAAAAGUGUCCAGCCAUUUGAGUUCAUUUUUUGUCCUUUGUAGCUAAAUAAGCUGCUGCUUUUUUUUUUAACCUUUUUAGGUCAAGCCUCCACAGUAUUCAAAGCAACUUGUUCUUUUUUUAACACAGAAAGCCCUAGGUCUUUUUUAGAAAAAUCAUUAAAACGAUAUGAGACCAUCACUUCUAAUAAUAUUGUGCUUAACUCUAAAGAGAGCAACUUUGGUAAAAGAAAUGUUGAAAAGAGACUGAUUAACUUAGAUGCUUUUUAUUUCCAUGCUUUUUGGUUAUGCUUCCACACCACUUUUUUUAUAGCGCCUAACAGUAGCUGGGGUAGAUUGCGGUAGAAACCGUAUUAAACUAUUUUGGCUUUCCAGGGCAAUAGAUCUUCAUACUCAACUCAUGUGUCACUUGCUUCUGUUAAGCCUAAGCACAUUGUCUUGUAGAUUCCCCCCUCCCCCCACUCUUGGUGCCUCUGUACUAUGCCAGUACACAGUAGGGCCAUUUUAUAUAGGAAAGUAUGUUACGCCACAGCGUUCUGAAUGUUAGAGUCAAAGAAGCAGAGCAAACAGUACUGUUCUCAACUCCUGUGGUACUGGAACACUAAUGCAAGCAAGUAAAAAAAAACAACUAUUAUUUUUGAAGUUUUCUAUUAAAAUGUAUUUCUGCAAAUGGUACUUUACCCUCUCUUAAGUAUCAGAAGUACUACAUUAGAUCUCAGCUAGCUACAUAAAGUCAAGCACUCUGUUCUUCCUAUUCUUUUGGGUACUGUUGUGUGUGUUGUGGUAUGUAAAGUCCAAAGUAGUAUCAAUUUAAAUUCCAAGUCAUACUUGGAGAGGAGUGUAAUUUGUCAGCAGUUUUUUGCCCUUUACACAAAGACCUUUGUUUUCUAGAUUAUUGCUACAUUCCGACUAAUGUUUAAUCUCAGUGAAUUACGUUAGAAGAAGAAAGCACGAAUAUUGCACACCGUAACAGGCAAAGCCUUGCUCUUCCCCCCAUUGCCUGCAAUGUCUUUGGAAUGCCUGUGACUCAGUAUGUGGCCAUCACAUAUACUGACCCAUUGCAGCAAAAUGCUUGAAUCUGAACAGUUUAAUCAAAUGAUAGAGGGAACAAAGGAUUUAUAUAUGUGUAUAUAUAUAUUGUACAGGGUUUUCUUAAAACUGUAUAAUUGUGUAAAUAUUUUGCUUUUUUUGUGUACUAAAACUACCAGCAUCUAGAUUUCCAUAAGAAUUCUUGUAUUUUUGUAUCCGGAAGAUUACAGUGAGUGAAUGCAGCUGUAAGAGAAAUUUCAAUAGCCUUUGGCACAGGUAGACCGGAUAGGAUUCCUUUUCAUAUGGUUUUAAAAUAACAUUUUGUUAGCACACUGUUCGGAACAGGAUGGAUGUCCUUGCUCAGAGUGUUGGCUUUUUUUUCAUGGGGAGCGAGAAAGAUUAGGGGCCAUGGGGAAAAUAUUUAUUUAAUGGGGAUUUUUUUCCCCUUCUCUUUUCUUUUAAAAUAUUUGUUGGCUUACAUAAAUCCUCUGGUGACAUCUUAAAUGUGAUUUCUCAGGCCAGAAGCACAAAAAUGAGUUGUGCCCCUGAACCCAUGUAUUGAAAGCAUACUAUUACGUUACUGAGAAUGUAAGUGAUGGGCAGCAUAGUAGUAACUCACUUAAUACAAAGGAGAAAGGAAAACUAGUUCAAAGUGACCUUCAUUUUGACAUAGCUAUGGAUCUCCCUGUGUUGUGUAUUAGAACUUAGUAGGAUACCAUUUGUGUUUCUAGGUAGGUAACUUCUGGUAACACUUCAUUUUUUACUGCUGUGGAAUUGUCACUUCUGCAUUCAUAAGCUAUGAUGGAGAGCAUAAUAUAAUACCUACUAAGUGACUUGAGAAUGGUAAAUCAAUCUGAAAUAAAAGGCUACUACACAAGGAGUACCACUUCACUGACCACUUAGUGUGUAAUCCCAUUGCAAUCCAGACGAAUGCCACAAUGUAAAUGGUCAGUGAAUCACCCCCUCAACCUCUACAGAUAUUAAUGCUUCUACUAUAUAAGCUGUCAAUUAAACUGUGGUAUAAAAAUUUUGGUUGGUUUGUUUUAAAUCCUUGAGCAUAAAAAAGCCUAGCAUCUGAAAACUGAUUUGAAAAAUAUAUGCCCACAUACAGUGGAGAUGCUUCAACAGUUUUUAACAAAAUCAUGUGAAAAGGAAUGGUAAAUUCCUCUCAAUGUAUAGUAAACUUGUAUUAUAGUUUUUACAAGAUUGUGAACUUGUGUAAUAGUAUAUUAGGAGAUAUUGUUGGAUUUCUAACUGUUUAUACAUUUAAAUUCAUACAUGUAAUGUUUGUUUUAUUGAUUACACUCUGAAUUUCUAAGAUGCAUGUUGACUUUUUUGCAAUAAAGAAAUAAUAUGGAAUGGCGUAAAACUACAAACGAAAAAGGCAUAAAACAGAUUGAAUUGAAAUUUGGAAAAAUAGCCAUUCCCAAAAAAUUAUAAUCAGAAAAAGA